Molecule: messenger RNA, 1113 nt
Organism: Peronospora belbahrii
Lineage: Eukaryota; Oomycota; Peronosporomycetes; Peronosporales; Peronosporaceae
Source: the annotation of a GenBank genome assembly
AUGGAGCUCCCUAACUUGUCAGACGACUUGACGAGCGAUUUACAGAAAGUAAUAGUCGAUACGGAAGAGCGUACUAAAAGUCGUCUUCGAGCCAAGCGUUUAUACCACAAAAAACGGAAUUUAUUAGACAAUCUCAAGCGAAAUGUGGAUGCAUUAGAAGAAGAAUAUGAGCGCUUAUUAGCAAUUUUCCACCAACGAGAUGCACACCCGACGUCUGUGACUGCCACGACUUGUGACUCCAGUCGUGCUGUCCAUCACGCGUAUGUGCAACUGAUACAGAUGAAAAGCGCCUUGGCUAAAGAGAAUCAGGAGCUCAAACGUCUUUAUUUGCGUAAUGUGGAGAUGGAGAAACAAAUGAAGCAGUUGGUUGCAGCUCAGGAGAAGGCUCUGAUGAUGGCUGAGCAGCAGCAAGAAUAUAAACGGCAGAAUCCCGUGCUCAAAGUGAAUUUUCUUACACAAGAACAGUGCGUAGAGAUUGCAAGGAAGUCGUAUUUUGAGAUAAAGGCGUUUCGAGAGAGCGAUACUUGCUUUUCAACAGACACGAGCGUGCUAGGCUGGCGGGAUCGACAUGCUUUGCGUCAGAACAAACUCAUGUUCUCGCUAGAGAAAACUUUUCAAAGCCGGGCAACGGACUGGAUGGCUCGUAAUAUCUGGGAGAUCCUGUCAUUACCAGAGCCGAUCGUGAUCAUGCGUCCGCGUGAUGCAAAAGCUCACUUCCAUGUUGUGCAACGAUUGAAUGAGGACGCAGUUGUAUACUACUACACACUGGAGCGUGAGGAUACUGACGUUCGGAUUCGUGCUUUUAUCUUGGCCAUGCGUGUUGAUUUAGGGCCGGAAGGGUGUAUGGUCAUUUUCCGCAGCCUAGAUCCAAAGACCUACCUCCAGCUUGACGGCGAUUGCACAGCACCAGUGCGCCGUGGACGUCGGAAGAUAGAGCCUCACAAAGAGAAUAUUUGGCUUGACGUGUUUGUAUGGAGCUUCUAUGAGUACGCGGGUGAAAAUCGUACUGACUGUAAGCAAACUUUUGGUGGCGAAAUUGAAGGCACAGCGCUUGCGAGUACAGGGUGGUGGUCUAUUGAGAUACUUGAAAUAGCUUUGCGCAUGGAAGUUUGA